AUGACAGAGGGACCCAAGAAAGCCAGCAGAAAGUUCAAGUUCUUCAAGUUUAAGGGCUUUGGGAGUCUUUCGAACCUCCCUCGGUCCUUCACCCUGAAAAGAUCCUCAACCUCCAGCAGUAUCGAGUCCCAUCUGGAGCCUGACACCUUUGAGGCUACACAGGAUGACAUGGUGACUGUCCCCAAAAGCCCCCCUGCCUAUGCCCGCUCCAGCGACAUGUACAGCCACAUGGGCACUAUGCCUCGCCUCAGCAUCAAGAAGGCUCGAGACCCACAGGCUACCCACAAGACCAAGGAGGUGGGCCUUGAACCCCACUUAGUGGCCCAAGGUCUGCCCAACCCUCCAGGCUUGGAGGCAGCCAAGGAGGUGGUGGUGGAGACCAAGCCCCCCCUGGAGGACACCCCAGCAGUGGGACCCAACCCUUCUGCAAUGAGCCCCACAGAAAAGCCUAAGGAUCCCAGGGCAGACAGAAAAGAAGAAAGAGACCCCAGGAAUGUGCCUCCAGAAAGGGUUGCUGGAGAGCCAGAGGCUGGCGGGGACUACGUGAAGUUCUCCAAGGAGAAGUACAUCCUGGAUUCCUCGCCUGAGAAACUGCACAAGGAGUUGGAAGAGGAACUCAAACUCAGUAGCACAGACCUCCGCAGCCAUGCCUGGUACCACGGCCGCAUCCCCCGCGAGGUGUCAGAGACCCUGGUGCAGCGCAACGGUGACUUCCUCAUCCGGGACUCUCUCACCAGCCUGGGUGACUAUGUGCUCACAUGCCGCUGGCGCAACCAGGCCUUGCACUUCAAAAUCAACAAGGUAGUGGUGAAGGCCGGUGAGAGCUACACCCACAUCCAGUACCUGUUUGAGCAGGAGAGCUUCGACCACGUGCCUGCCCUUGUGCGCUAUCACGUGGGCAGCCGCAAGGCCGUGUCGGAGCAGAGCGGAGCCAUCAUCUACUGCCCUGUCAACCGCACCUUCCCGCUGCGCUACCUGGAGGCCUGCUAUGGCCUGGGCCAGGGCAGCAGCAAGGCCGCCAGCCCCGCCAGCCCCUCGGGCCCCAAGGGCGGCCACAUGAAGCGGCGCAGCGUCACCAUGACCGACGGGCUCACCGCCGACAAGGUCACCCGCAGCAGCGAUGGCUGCCCUGCCAGCACAUCACUGCCUCACCCCCGGGAAUCUAUCCGCAACUGUGCCCUCAGCAUGGACCAGAUCCCAGACCUGCACUCACCCAUGUCACCCAUCUCUGAGAGUCCCAGCUCCCCCGCCUACAGUACUGUGACCCGUGUCCACGCCACCUCUGCAGCUCCCUCAGCCACAGCGCUGCCUGCCUCCCCCGUCACCCGCCGCUCCAGUGAACCCCAGCUGUGUCCCGGAAGUACCCCAAAGCCGCCUGGGGAGUCGGACAAGGGUCCUUAUGCCAGCCCCUCCCACACGCUCUGCAAGGCCUCCCCAUCGCCAUCACUCAGCAGCUACAGUGACCCGGACUCUGGCCAUUACUGCCAGCUCCAGCCUCCUGUUCGUGGCAGCCGAGAGUGGGCAAUGGCUGAGGCCUCUGGCCGGCAGGCCAGAAGCUAUGGAGAGAGGUUAAAGGAACUGUCAGAGAAUGGGGCGUCAGAGGGGGACUGGGGCAGGGCCUUCACAGCCCCCGUUGUGGAAGCCACCUCUUCCUUCAACCCAGCCACCUUCCAGUCACUACUGAUCCCCAAGGAUAACCGGCCACUGGAGGUGGGCCUCCUGCGCAAGGUCAAGGAGCUGCUAGCAGAGGUGGAUGCCCGGACGCUGGCCCGGCACGUCACCAAGGUUGACUGUCUGGUUGCUAGGAUACUGGGCGUUACCAAGGAGAUGCAGACCCUAAUGGGAGUCCGCUGGGGCAUGGAGCUGCUCACCCUCCCCCAUGGCCGGCAGCUACGACUAGACCUGCUGGAAAGGUUCCACACCAUGUCCAUCAUGCUGGCCGUGGACAUCCUGGGCUGCACGGGCUCCGCCGAGGAGCGGGCAGCGCUUCUGCACAAGACCAUCCAGCUGGCAGCUGAACUUCGGGGGACGAUGGGCAACAUGUUCAGCUUCGCUGCGGUCAUGGGCGCCCUGGAUAUGGCCCAGAUUGCCCGGCUGGAGCAGACAUGGGUCACGCUUCGGCAGCGAUACACGGAGGGUGCCAUCCUCUAUGAGAAGAAGCUCAAGCCAUUUCUGAAGAGCCUCAACGAGGGCAAAGAAGGCCCGCCGCUGAGCAACACCACGUUCCCCCAUGUGCUGCCACUCAUCACUCUGCUGGAGUGUGACUCAGCCCCUGCCGAGGGCCCUGAGCCCUGGGGCAGCACAGAACACGGCGUAGAGGUGGUGCUGGCCCACCUGGAGGCUGCCCGCACGGUGGCGCACCAUGGAGGCCUGUAUCACACCAACGCUGAGGUCAAGCUGCAAGGGUUCCAGGCCCGGCCAGAGCUUCUGGAGGUGUUCAGCACAGAGUUCCAGAUGCGCCUCCUCUGGGGCAGCCAGGGCGCCAGCAGCAACCAGGCCCGGCGCUAUGAGAAGUUUGACAAGGUUCUCACAGCCCUGUCCCACAAACUGGAGCCUGCUGUCCGCUCCAGCGAGCUGUGACCCCCGUGGACCUCUCCCCAGAGCACCCCAGAGACACUGUGAUCAGCUCGAGAAUGUUCUCGGCCCAAACCAGGAUCUCCCUUGCACCUCCAGGGUCCUGCAUGGACCCCGGGCUCCAUCCCACCUACUAUAUGCCCACCAAGUCUCCCUUCAGGAAGCACCAAAACCCUGUUCCUCCCUCCAGCUUUUGCUUCUCCCCUUCCUGCUGAGGUGCCCCGUGUCCGAGCCAUGGGAGGCUUCCUCACACCUCCUCUUUCUUUGGGCGUCUGCCCUCAACGGACACCAAGGCCUCCACCUGGUUGUAAAUAUGUCUGUCUGUUCUGUAAAUAGAUGUACAGAGGCCAUGUUCUUUCUUUCAUAUAAUAAACUUUUAUGACUCUUU
Canis lupus familiaris (dog) is the source of this 2962-nucleotide messenger RNA. RefSeq names its product SH2 domain containing 3C (gene SH2D3C). Bases 1 to 2580 code for a protein of 859 amino acids. The record is from RefSeq and is a predicted model, not a curated record. Gene Ontology annotation, biological process: positive regulation of peptidyl-serine phosphorylation; small GTPase-mediated signal transduction. Lineage: Eukaryota; Metazoa; Chordata; Mammalia; Carnivora; Canidae. The transcript is spliced from 12 exons. Gene Ontology annotation, molecular function: phosphotyrosine residue binding; guanyl-nucleotide exchange factor activity.